Messenger RNA from Ananas comosus (pineapple), 1547 nucleotides. RefSeq names its product oleosin 16 kDa. The record is from RefSeq and is a predicted model, not a curated record. Gene Ontology annotation, cellular component: monolayer-surrounded lipid storage body; membrane. NCBI's taxonomy places the organism in Eukaryota, Viridiplantae, Streptophyta, Magnoliopsida, Poales, Bromeliaceae. Gene Ontology annotation, biological process: lipid storage.
GGAGCACGCGCCGAACUCGAGCCAGGUGGUGGGGUUCCUGACCCUGGUGGUCUCGGGCGCGAUCCUGCUGGCGCUCACGGGGCUGACCCUGACCGGCUCCGUGAUGGGCCUCGUCUUCUUCGGGCCCGUCAUCCUCCUCUCCAGCCCCAUCUGGGUCCCCGUCGCCGCCGCGCUCUUCGUGCUCGCCGCGGGCUCCCUCUGCGCCUGCGGCGCCGCCGUGGCGCUCGUCGCCGGCGCCACGUGGACCUACCGCUACUUCACGGGGCGCCACCCCGUCGGGUCGGGCCGGGUCGACUACGCCCGGAGCCGCAUCGCCGACACCGCCAGCCACGUCAAGGACUACGCCCGCGACUACGGCGGCUACCUCCAGAACCGCACCAAGGACGCCGCCCCCGGAGCGUAACGUAGCAGAGCCCUAGAAUUCAAAAUAAAAAAUUUAGGUCUAAACCGUGUUCGGGUCGGGGUUUUGGUUUCGAGUUUUUUCUUUUUUUCUUUUUUUUUUUCCUUUCCUUAAAUGUCCGGUUUGGGAUACUCUGUUUGAGGUGUGGGUUGAGCACUAUGAUGAGGUUGAUGAUAUAUUGGUGAGCUGGUUUUGAAUCGUCCCUUGAAUCGGAUUACGGGUGGGAAGGUCAACUCGGAGUCACGUGAACUUAGUGUGGUUUACUGUGAAGCUUCUCAAGGCUUUUUAGACUCUUAUUUAGAAGUUUAUUUAAUAAAUGGAAUAUUUGUGUAGUGGUAAUGCCAACAAAAUCAAUGCUAUCUGCAUAUCAAUAAUUAAAAUAUAAAUUUUAUAUUCUAUUCAUUUAAACAUUAAAAUUCUUUCUGCUAUGCUACUAUGCUACCUCUUAUCUACAAUUAGGAUGUAAAUUUUACCUCUCUCUAUCUACAGAUUAUGAUUUUUUUUCUACUAAAAUUCUGGUAGUCGUCUGGGUCGUGUUCGACCACAAUAGUCUUAUAAUAUCGCAACGGACGGGAGGAACAUUUGCAGGGAGCUGGUGUCGGUGACAGGUCAAGACUCCAAGGCUCCCAGAGGGAGUUCCCGCCUCGCCAGGCGCCAAAACGAACACUCACUCGUUAGGGCGAAAGCGCGUAAGGUGCAGCUGAGGGAGGGGGAGAGCUUGGAAAUCAGGUCGCUCACUGGCAAGAAGCAUAAGGAGAAGGGCCGUAACACCAGGACCAUGGAGCGCCGUGCAUCAGCCCAGGAUAAAAUUAAAUCGAAAAGCGCUGAGUGCGGGAUUCUCCUUAAUGACGACGAGGCGCGUUGUUUUAAGGAAUUCCUGAGCGUCUCCUCCUAGGAAGUGGAAUUUGGGCGCUGUGUCGGUAGUAGGUGGAUUGUCCUUUUAUCAUGUUCCAGUUAUGUAGUUGGAAUGUUAGGGGUAGUAGGUGGAUUGUCCUUUUAUCAUGUUCCAGUUAUGUAGUUGGAAUGUUAGGGUCUGAACGACUGGAAUAAAAGAUGUUUAGUCAAGUCAGUAGUAGCUCAGUUCAGGAGGUCUCUUUUAUGUUUCCAAGGAUCCAAAGUGGAAGAUAUCUCUUGCUCUUUUCUUCAA